AGAAUAUCAAAAGCCCUCUGUCGUUCCCCAAGCCACCCGCCACCCUUUAUGCUGUCGACGCUCGUCCUAGCCGCAUUGGGACCGCCGCGAGUGCGGCAUUUUCCAGUAGCAUGUAGAUGAACAGAAGAUUCUGCUAUAGUGUUUUUCUUGUUUGAGUACUCUUUUGCUAAUUGAUUGAAACAGCUCUGAAAUGGCUUAUGGCGGCACUUCUGUAACUCCAACUGGGCCGCCAGGUAGCUCUACAUCAAUAAGGCAGGUGAAACUUGACAAAGAAUGUGAACUAAGAGUUGAAGUCAGUCCCGAUUCUCCGCUUCGCCUCCGGUUGCUCACCGGCACCGCCGAGAUUUUUGGAACGGAAAUUGCUCCGGAGAUUUGGUUGACUUUUCCACCGCGGCUCAAAUUUGCUGUUUUUACCUGGUACGGGGCAACAAUUGAAAUGGAUGGGACAACUGAAACUGAUUAUACAGCAGAUGAGACUCCCAUGAUCAGCUAUGUUAAUGUGCAUGCUGUGCUGGACGCUCGAAGACAUCGCGCCAAAGCUUCACCCAGUGAUUCUGAUGCUUCUCAGGGACCGAGGGUUAUCGUUGUGGGACCUACAGAUUCUGGAAAGAGUACAUUGUCAAGGAUGCUUCUUAGUUGGGCGGCUAAACAGGGAUGGAAACCUACUUUUGUAGAUUUAGACAUAGGCCAAGGAUCUAUAACAAUCCCUGGAUGCAUAGCUGCAACACCGAUUGAACUACCUAUUGAUCCAGUCGAAGGCAUUCCUCUUGAUAUGCCUCUAGUUUACUUCCAUGGCCAUGUGACACCUAGUGUCAAUGUAGAUCUUUACAAGGCAUUGGUGAAGGAGCUUGCUCAAAUUUUGGAGAGGCAGUUUGCAGGAAAUGUUGAAUCUAGAGCUGCAGGCAUGGUGAUUAAUACCAUGGGAUGGAUUGAAGGUGUUGGUUAUGAGUUGUUGCUGCAUGCAAUUGAUACAUUCAAUGCCACAGUUGUUCUGGUUUUGGGUCAGGAAAAGCUUUGGAGUAUGCUUAGAGAUGUUUUGAAAAACAAAGCUAAUGUAGAUGUGGUGAAACUUCAGAAGUCUGGUGGUGUUGUCUCUAGAAAUGCCAAAGUUCGUCAGAAGGCCAGGGCCUACAGAAUACGUGAAUACUUCUAUGGCCUUGCAAAUGAUCUUUCCCCGCAUUCCAACAUUGCAAAUUUCAGUGAUUUGUGCAUCUACCGGGUAGGUGGUGGACCACAGGCCCCACGUUCUGCCCUGCCAGCUGGGGCAGAACCGGCUGCAGACCCUACAAGAUUGAUUCCUGUUAGUGUUAACCAAGAUUUGCUGCAUCUAGUCCUAGCUGUCUCAUUUGCUAAAGAACCAGAUGAAAUUAUUUCCAGUAACGUUGCUGGGUUCAUAUGGAUCACCGACAUUAAUUUUGAAAGCAAGAAAAUCACAUAUCUCGCACCGUCUGCUGGAAAUCUUCCUGGUAAAUAUUUGAUCAUGGGAAGCUUGACAUGGUAUGAACCUUGAGCGUCUUCCCCUUGGAUUGCUCUAAGAGCUCUGUCUUAGCGUUGUACAAUUGAUGCAUUAGCCCAGAAUAGUUAUUGUAGUUUAGUGUACAAGUAUUGUCUUUACACAUGUAUGCAGUAUAUUCAUACUGGCAACUUCAGAGGGUUUAUACUGUAAUCCUUUUAGUUAUAAAUUUGUGCCGGAUAUAAUUUGUAAUAUUUUAACAUCAAACUUCUCUAUUUCCUUCC
Molecule: messenger RNA, 1737 nt
Organism: Sesamum indicum (sesame)
Lineage: Eukaryota; Viridiplantae; Streptophyta; Magnoliopsida; Lamiales; Pedaliaceae
Gene: CLPS3
Product: CLP-similar protein 3
Biological process (GO): tRNA splicing, via endonucleolytic cleavage and ligation; mRNA 3'-end processing
Cellular component (GO): mRNA cleavage factor complex; nucleus
Molecular function (GO): polynucleotide 5'-hydroxyl-kinase activity
Source: RefSeq, a predicted model, not a curated record